Cyclopterus lumpus (lumpfish) is the source of this 5624-nucleotide messenger RNA. It is a transcript of the gene l3mbtl1, whose product is annotated as L3MBTL histone methyl-lysine binding protein 1. Gene Ontology annotation, molecular function: protein binding; zinc ion binding. The coding region runs from base 2971 to 5514 and encodes 847 amino acids. The record is from RefSeq and is a predicted model, not a curated record. The transcript is spliced from 28 exons. Gene Ontology annotation, cellular component: nucleus. NCBI's taxonomy places the organism in Eukaryota, Metazoa, Chordata, Actinopteri, Perciformes, Cyclopteridae. Gene Ontology annotation, biological process: regulation of DNA-templated transcription.
GAAGCAGAUUACGACCUAGAAGAAGAAGUAGAAAAGGCCGAGCAGCGCUAAAGACGUCGUUCAACUCGCCAACGGGCCGCAGAGAAACCGUCGAGAAGUCAUGCCUCGUGUUUAUAUCGGACGACUGAGCUAUAAUGUCCGCGAAAAGGACAUUCAGCGUUUUUUCAGCGGAUAUGGAAAGUUAAUGGAAGUGGAUUUGAAGAACGGCUACGGGUUCGUGGAGUUCGAGGACAACCGAGACGCCGACGACGCCGUGUACGAGCUGAACGGGAAGGAGCUGUGCGGGGAGCGGGUGAUCGUGGAAAACGCCCGGGGGCCGCGGAGAGAUCGAGAUGGCUACGGUGGGGGUCACGCGGAUGGUGGGCGCAAGUCCAGUUGCGGGCUGAGGCUGAGAGUCCAUUGAGGCUAAAGAUGACUGGCUAAGAUGACUGCCUGUCCCGUUUGGCCUUGGCUUUCACCUUACAAUGUGUGUGUGACCUUUGCCCCCCCUUGAUCCUUGGCUGACCUAACCGGAAGCCAUGAUGACAGCAGCCUUUUGCCAAUAGACCAGGGGUGAUGGUAGCGGUUACAGCAGCCGGAGCCGCACUGGCAGGGAUAAGUACGGACCUCCAGUUCGUACUGAAUACCGUGUCAUCGUGGAGAACUUGUCCAGCCGCUGCAGUUGGCAAGACCUCAAGGACUUCAUGCGUCAGGCAGGAGAGGUGACUUAUGCAGAUGCCCACAAGGAACGCACAAAUGAGGGUGUGAUCGAGUUUCGGUCCCAGUCGGACAUGAAGAGGGCCAUUGACAAGUUGGAUGGUACGGACAUUAAUGGACGGAAGAUUCGUCUUGUGGCCGAACAACCUCGCAAGCAACGGUCUUACUCCGGCAGCCGCUCCAGAUCUCGUAGUCGCCGCCGCUCCCGCAGCAAGAGCCGCAGGAGCUCCAGGAGUCGCUCUAGAUCCCACUCCAGGUCUCGUUCCCAUAGCAACAAGAGGCGUCGCCAUUCCCGCUCCAGAUCUGGAAGAAAGUCUCGCUCCAAGUCAGACGAAAGCAAAUCCCGAUCCCGCAACCGCAGGUCCCGUUCUCGGUCCCGUUCUCGGUCCCGCAAAUCAAAGUCCCGUUCAGGCUCCCGCAAAUCCCGGUCUCAUUCAGUUGACCGUAAAUCAAAGUCCCGUUCAAAGAGUCCUUCAAAGGUGAAGUCAGAUCGUGAUUCUCGCAGUCGUUCAAAGGAGAUCUGUGGCGACAAACCCCGCAGUCAUUCAGCAUCUCCGAUGGUCAACGGGAAAGAGGAGAGUGUCACCAAGUCUCUUGCCCGCUCCCCAUCGCCUCGUGAGGAUGACCGCCGAUCCAAGUCCAGGGAGAAACUUCCAUCCCCUCGCUCAAGGUCUCGCUCAAGGUCUAGAUCGGCCUCUAAGGAUUAGUGGAAUUAAGAAAGGGAGGCGUUUCUUUGUCGAGCUCGAUCCCUCUGCUGUACAUGUCAUGUGAGCAGUGUUGUCAUACUGGCUUAUGCUUCCUGGCUUGUCUACUUUUCUCUACGUGUUCACUUGUCUUAAACAUGUUUUAGAUUCUGUUUUAUUAGAGGAAGCGCCACAGUAAUUUAGAUUUCUGUAUCGUCUUGCCACCAAGGAAAAAAACAUUUUCUCAAUUAUAUUUGAAAAUAACUGAACUAGAGUCAAAAGAAGCUGGACUUGAAACAUUUAGUGCUUUGAUUUGAGAUCGUUCAAGUAACUCUGUCCCAAUAAAUUAAACUUGAUCGGUAAACUAGGUUUGUCACACAGUCUCUUAUUAAAAACUGAUUACAGCCUCGUGAAAAUUAAGUAGUCUUUAUUUGGCUUUCAUCAUUUUAGACAUGCGUCUCAGUUGUGAUCGGGAUUGUUUCAUUUGUAGAUCAGAAGAAAAACCUUCCUAGCGUUGUGAGAUCUUUGUCAUUUCUGUCUAUCGGACAGUUUGAUGCAACAGUUCUGUUUUCACGUUCAUUCAUCUGUGGUUGUAGGAGGAAAGUAGCGCUCGGCAGGAGCGUUGGAGCAGUUUCAAUAAUUUCUUUCUCAUUUGAAUUGGCCGAUCUUUGUCUUUUGCAGUACUCUAAAAUGCUCAACUGGGAUGCAGAACUUGAGCAUUGCAUUAGGGGAACUGUUAUGAUCUCCUUUUAACCUCUUGUACAUAAACUGCUCGGCAUCAAAAAACGAUUUAUAUAUUUUUUUUUUUUGUUGCUACAGGUUUUUGUUUUUUUUGGUAAUAUGUGGAACAUAAUUUGUCUUUUUCUUAGAGCUUCAAGGCCCAGAAUGCAAUGUCCUAUUCUCAUGUUUACUGCUUUUUGUUGUUUUUUGCAGCCCUGAAAGUAAUUUUUUUGUACUGCAUCCCUUUUUCUGCGAGUUGAAUCCAGGGGACACGGUGUUUGUCAAGCCUCUUGCUUAUUUACGGUGUGCAGCCAGUACUGGAGUGUUUGUACUUAAAGGUACAUUGUGUCUCUGGAGUGUUUGUGUGUUUAUUACAAACAAGACUUGGUGAAUGCAGCCCCCCCCUUCCCCCCACUCCAUCUUGUGGAACAGAUUAUUCUCCGCGCAAAUGAGAUCUAAUGGAUAAUUGUCCUUUUUUAUUGUAUGUUCCAUUAAAGAUCUUAAUAAAAGAAUCCCUCCGUGUGACUUUGCUUCCUGUCUGCAGUAUCGACGUGACCUAUAUCCUGCUAAUUAUAUAAUAAACGGUGUUUCACGGGCGCGCGGCUCUUUGUGGCUAAAUGAAGAGGAUCACGGUGUUCUGUGCUUUUUUACAAUGUGACGUAAAAGCGGCAGCGCUCCGGUCUCCCGACUCACCGAUAGUCCACGACAUUAUCUUCACAUCACACCGGCGCGGUUGCGCUCGAAGUCUUUUUUUGGCGUUACAUUAGUCAACGAGCGGUGACUGUACUGGGGGCUCACGCAUGCGCAGACGGAGCCCCGGAGCCGCAGGAGAUAAUAGCUGUGCUCCGGAGUAAAGGACAGGGACGCCGUUAUGAGUGCCAAAGUGAACCUGGAGGCUCUCCCCAAAGAACCCGAUCGCACCACUUUGGGCCCAUGCUCCUCGUCCCCGAGCGAGGCCGUCGUCAUCUGUGGCACUGACAGUGUGGCCAAGAAGGCUUGGCCCCAACCCCACACCACCACAGCGUUCCUCCUACCAGCUCCUGCUGCCAGCCACCAGAAGCUGGAGGUGACUCCAGCUGUUGCAAUCGGAGACCCAGGUAAAGGAGGCAGGGCCAAUGAGACAGCCACACCCACCCUGACAGCACAGGUGGGCGGGGCUUGUAGCAUUGUCCUAGAGUGGAAGGAGGGAGUGGCCAUCCUGCCCAGCAGCAACCUCAAGUUCUGUGUGAGUGAUGUAGGAACGCUGAGCACACUGAUCACCCCAGGGGCCACCAGCAGCAUAACUGAACCAGCAGCCGGGACUUCUGGGAGAUCUGCUUUGGCAGAGAGCGCUCCAGCAGACAAGCCAGACGUGUCGGCUCCUGUCGGCUCCGUGAGAGGUGCAGUAGCGGAGCCGGAGAGGGUGGUGCCGGUCAAACCUGAGGCCCAGGUCGGACUGGGACAGCAGACCUAUGAUGCCAGAGCUCAGAGGACCUACAAAGAGGAGCUACGCAGAGAGCCCAUCACUGACAAGAGGAUUGUUGGGGUGGAGAAGGUGCCAGCAGGCGGGAGGGUCUCCUUCCUUAACCCAGAUCACCUGAAACCUAUGAGGAAGAGGAAGAGGAAGGAAUACCUCAGUCCCUCUGAGGAAGACUCUGACAUCGAAGGCACGGAUGAGAAAAUGGAUGAUUCUAAAGCAGACGGCAGACACAUCAGAGGAGCCGGAGACAGUAAGACAGAACAGUGGACGUGGGCUCAGUAUCUGGAGGAAACCAAAUCUGUUGCUGCGCCCAUCAAGCUUUUCCAAGAGACCCAGAGAGUGCCAACAGUGAAGAGCGGCUUUAAGCAGGGGAUGAAGCUGGAAGGCAUCGACCCGCAACAUCCAUCCAUGUACUUUGUUCUCACUGUGGCCGAGGUCUGUGGUUACCGGCUGCGGCUUCAUUUUGACGGCUACUCCGACUGCCACGACUUCUGGGUGAAUGCCAACUCCCCCGACAUCCACCCUGCAGGCUGGUGUGAGAGCACAGGACACAAACUGCACACUCCCAAAGGCUGUAAAGAGGAGGAGUUUACCUGGACCAACUACCUGAGAAUGACUAAAGCACAAGUGGCGUCCAAAGAACACUUUGCCAGUCCUGGGAGGAUCGACGUGAAGUGCAGUUUUGAGAUAGGAAUGAAGCUGGAGGCCGUGGACCGUAUGAACCCCUCCCUCAUCUGUGUAGCAACUGUAACUGACGUGGUGGACGAGCGCUUCUUGGUUCAUUUUGACAACUGGGAUGAUACAUACGACUACUGGUGUGAUUCCAGCAGUCCGUACAUUCACCCUAUUGGUUGGUGCCAGGAGAGGAACCUCCCCCUAACACCACCCCAAGAUUACCCAGAUCAGGCCCGGUUCUCCUGGUCUCACUACUUGGAGGAGACUGGUUCCAAGGCGGUGGCAGCUGAGGCCUUUAAAGUGCGUGCGGCCCACAGCUUCCAGCCUCAGAUGAAACUGGAGGCUGUGGACAAGAGAAGUCCUGGUCUGAUCCGAGUGGCCACAGUGGAGGAAGUGGAGACUCAUCGCAUUAAGGUCCAUUAUGACGGCUGGAGUCAUGUCUAUGAUGAGUGGAUGGACUCAGAUCACCCUGACAUCCACCCAGCAGGCUGGUGUGAGGCGACCAGUCACCCACUCAAAGUUCCCCCGCGGGACGCCAGAAGACAGCAGCCACAUGCUAGCAACCAGCACUUUGGUCAAAACUGUGUGAGGGAGCCUCCGACCACAGGCCAGUCCACCUACCCAUCCUCGGUUCCCUGUAAACCCAUCAGCCACCCCAGAUCCAACAAGUACAGCUUCCACAACAGGAAGUGUCCAACUCCUGGUUGUGACGGUUCGGGCCAUGUGACCGGCCGUUUCACGGCCCAUCAUUGCAUAUCCGGCUGCCCAUUGGCUGAGCGUAACCAAGGCAGGCUGAAGGCCGAGCUGUCAGACUCGGAGUGCAAGAGGACCCUCUUCUUUGGCCAGAGGACCAAGAAGACACAUUACCGUGGCAGGAUUGGCCGUCCUCCCAAAUUCAGGAAGAACCAGCAGAGAGACUACCAGAACAUGUCCUCAGAAGGCGUGUAUCCGUCACUAUUCAUGUCAGCUCUGAGCAGCCAGUCAGACAGGACUCUGUCUCUGUGCUGGGAGCAGCACUGUAAGCUGCUGCCCGGCGUUCAGGGCAUUCACGCCAGCCAGGUGGCCGAAUGGAGCGUUGAAGAGGUCUUCAUGUUUGUCCAGAAUCUAAUCGGCUGUGAAGAACAGGCUCGUCUCUUCAAAGAAGAGAUGAUUGACGGGGAGGCCUUCCUGCUGCUGACCCAGGCCGACAUUGUGAAGAUCAUGAGCAUCAAGCUUGGCCCUGCCCUCAAGAUCUCCAAUGCCAUUCUCAUGUUCAAGAGCACAGACGAGGUACUCAAGUGAUCCCACCCUCACCUGACGUGUGGCGUCGGGCCGUCGUUCAUCAUGUGCCAAAUUCAUUCUGUUGCAGGGAAAAGACCCUGACCCCUUUUUUUCAUGUGUUUGGUGUCCUG